GUGUUUCCGUCGUCACUGUCUCUCUCUCGCCACGCAGAUUACGAUUCGUUGAUAUUUUAGCUAAUCCUCUCUCUUAAUUUCUUAGAGACCAUCUUCUCCCCAAUUUCGCCGCAGAUCUAUCUUUUGAAAUUGUGAAGACGAAGAAGAAGACGAUGAUUCGACUAAGAACAUACGCAAGCCUUAGUUUUAUGGCGACUUUGGCUGUAAUCUAUCAUGCAUUCAGCAGCAGAGGCCAAUUUUAUCCUGCGACUGUUUAUUUAUCAACCUCAAAGAUCAGUUUGGUGCUGCUUCUCAAUAUGUGUUUGGUUCUUAUGCUUAGUCUCUGGCAUUUGGUGAAAUUUGUCUUCUUGGGGUCUCUUAGGGAAGCAGAAGUCGAGAGGUUGAAUGAACAAGCUUGGAGAGAACUCAUGGAGAUUCUCUUUGCCAUUACUAUCUUUAGACAAGACUUCUCUAGUGGGUUUCUUCCUUUGGUUGUUACUCUUCUGUUGAUCAAGGCUUUACAUUGGCUUGCUCAGAAAAGAGUUGAAUAUAUUGAGACUACUCCUGCUGUGUCUAAGCUUUCUCAUUUUCGUAUUGUCUCUUUUAUGGGUUUCCUUCUUCUUGUGGAUAGUUUGUUUAUGUACAGUUCUAUACGCCACUUGAUUCAGUCGCGCCAGGCUUCCGUUUCUCUCUUCUUCUCAUUCGAGUAUAUGAUACUGGCGACAACGACUGUUGCAAUUUUUGUGAAGUAUGUUUUCUAUGUCACUGAUAUGUUAAUGGACGGUCAAUGGGAGAAGAAACCAGUUUAUACUUUCUAUCUGGAGCUUAUCCGUGACCUGCUUCACUUGUCCAUGUAUAUCUGCUUCUUCUUUGUCAUAUUCAUGAACUAUGGCGUGCCUUUGCAUUUGUUACGGGAGCUCUACGAAACCUUCAGAAACUUCCAGAUUCGUGUUUCCGAUUACCUUCGUUAUCGUAAGAUCACGUCCAAUAUGAACGACAGGUUUCCUGAUGCAACUCCUGAAGAACUUACUGCAAGUGAUGCCACAUGUAUCAUAUGCCGUGAAGAGAUGACAAAUGCAAAGAAACUAAUAUGCGGGCAUCUCUUUCAUGUGCAUUGUCUUCGAUCAUGGUUGGAGAGACAGCAGACAUGUCCUACUUGCAGAGCACUUGUUGUACCUCCUGAGAAUGCCACAUCUGCAGCUGCUAGCCAACGUGGAAUACACCAAGGCUCCCAACAGGGUACAUCAAGCUCAAAUAACCAGGGCUCUGAAACAAGUUCUGCCUGUGGCGUUUCCAAUGAUAAUUUGAGCAGGCACCACGCCAGGCUUCAAGCAGCUGCUUCGGCAGCCUCCAUGUAUGGGAAAUCAAUGGUUUACCCAUCUGCAAACACAGUAGCAUGGUCGCCGAGUAUUCCUGGGACAGAGCAAGUGUCAACUGAACAACAUCAAACUCGUCCUUCAUCCUUUUCCUCAUCUCAGCUUCCUCAAGACAACCUUCCAGGUGAAAACCCUCAAGCCUAUGCAAAUAUGUCAGAGACUAAGCUGGAAGAAAUGAGAAAAUCUCUCGAGACCCACCUGGAGAUAUUGCGAAACCGGCUUCAUUUUCUGGAGAAGAGGAAACCAGAGUCCACAGGAGAAGCAGAUAACAAAGGAAAGUCGGUUGCGGAUGCAGCAGGGGAGUGAAAAAACAAAACUAUGGUAUGUUAACUGAGGCAGAGCAGAUAGAGAGAGGAGAAAGAUUGGUGGUUCUUCUCAUAGAGACAAAAAAAAAGAUGAAUCUCCCAAAAGUGUACAUGUUUUAUUAUUAACUGUGAUAGAAUUUACUAGAAGAAGCUUGAGACUGAAUCAUAAACCGUGUUUUAUUCA
This is a messenger RNA of Arabidopsis arenosa, 1844 nucleotides long. The record is from the annotation of a GenBank genome assembly. NCBI's taxonomy places the organism in Eukaryota, Viridiplantae, Streptophyta, Magnoliopsida, Brassicales, Brassicaceae.